Budorcas taxicolor (takin) is the source of this 768-nucleotide messenger RNA. RefSeq names its product CD79a molecule (gene CD79A). Gene Ontology annotation, cellular component: external side of plasma membrane; B cell receptor complex; membrane. Gene Ontology annotation, biological process: B cell receptor signaling pathway; B cell differentiation. Bases 1 to 684 code for a protein of 227 amino acids. NCBI's taxonomy places the organism in Eukaryota, Metazoa, Chordata, Mammalia, Artiodactyla, Bovidae. The record is from RefSeq and is a predicted model, not a curated record. The transcript is spliced from 5 exons. Gene Ontology annotation, molecular function: transmembrane signaling receptor activity.
AUGCCUGAGGGUCCCCAAGCCCUGCAAAGCCCGCCUGCCACCAUCUUUCUCCUCCUGAUCUCCGCUGCUGGCCUGGGCCCCGGGUGCCAGGCCCUGUGGGUGGAGUGGGGCCCACCCUCGGUGACGGUGAGCGUGGGGGAGGAGGUGCGCCUCCAGUGCAUACACAACGGCAGCAACAGCAACACCAAUGUCACCGUCACGUGGUGGCGCGUCCUCCAAGGCAACUCCUCAUGGCCCCCUGUGAUGCAUCUCGGGAGCCUGGGUGCCGGGGGCGAGCUGAUCAUCAAACAAGUGAACAAGAGCCACAGGGGCAUGUAUAGGUGCGAAGUCAGUGACGGCAAGAAAAUACAGCGCUCCUGCGGGACGUACCUCCGCGUGCGAGAGCCGCUCCCCAGGCCCUUCCUGGACAUGGGGGAGGGCACCAAGAACAACAUCAUCACCGCUGAGGGCAUCAUCCUCCUCAUCUGCGCCGUGGUGCCUGGAACGCUGCUGCUCUUCCGGAAACGAUGGCAGAACAUGAAAUUCGGGGCUGAUAUCCAGGAUGACUACGAAGACGAAAAUCUCUAUGAGGGCCUGAACCUAGAUGACUGCUCCAUGUAUGAGGACAUCUCCCGGGGCCUCCAGGGCACCUACCAGGACGUGGGCAGCCUCCACAUCGGAGAUGCUCAGCUGGAGAAGCCGUGACCCUGCCAGGCUGACCCGCCAUGCACCCAACCCGUGUUUCACCCUACUUCCCCCCCGAAGCUGCUCUCUUUUCACAAUCUUUCC